Molecule: messenger RNA, 1590 nt
Organism: Lachancea meyersii CBS 8951
Lineage: Eukaryota; Fungi; Ascomycota; Saccharomycetes; Saccharomycetales; Saccharomycetaceae
Source: the annotation of a GenBank genome assembly
AUGAGCUACGUACACACUACAGACAUGAAAGAAGACAAAAAAGAGCUGGCCCAGGUUCAGACGGGCGAAUUGCAGGAAAGAAGCUCUUUUUCGUCUGAUAGCUCAAACAGAGGCCAAAUUGAGAUCGCAGACAAGCAUGCUGUCGGAGCAGAAUUGUUCAACGAGUUGCUUGAAGGUGACAUCCAGAUUGACGACAAAGAAUAUGCUCCCAUUAGACGCAAAAUUGAUCGUUGGUUAUUGCCACUACUGUGCGUAACUUACAUGAUGCAGUUUCUGGACAAACUAUCACUGAACUACGCAUCUGCAUACUCGCUUUCUAAAGAUUUGCAUCUCAAGGGUAAUCAAUAUUCGGACAUAGCAGCUAUUUUCAAUGUGGGAUAUCUCAUAGGCUCUAUUCCGGGCAAUUGGCUAAUCCAAAAAUUGCCAGUGGCCAAAUUUACAGGGUGUACCUUGGUGAUUUGGGCAAUUCUGCUAAUUGCGCAUGUUGGUGCCACUAAUUUCCAGUCCAUGAUGGCCUUGAGAUUUCUACUAGGAUUUUUAGAGGCCGCCAUUUCGCCUUCCUGUAUGAUGAUGUGCGCCAUGUUUUACAAUAAGCAAGAACAGCCCUUUAGAAUGUGCACCUUUUUGAGUAUGAACGGUGUCGCUACCAUGGUCGGCGCUCUGUUGGCAUAUGGGCUAGGUCACUCGACCAGCGCGGCCCUCAGACCCUGGAAGCUAAUUUUCCUAGUCAUCGGCUUAAUCAACUUCGUGUGGGGUCUUAUCUUCCUGUAUUUGGCGCCGGAUUCGCCAUCUAACGCACGCUUUUUGGACCACGAUGAGAAAUUGAAGGUUGUGCAACGUGUGUCUACGAACAAAAUGGGUCUUAAGGACACCAAACUCAAGCCCAAGCAAGCUGUGGAGGCUCUUCAGGAUGUUGGAUGCUGGAUCUUAGCAUUAAUUGGUCUUGGCUGUGGUGUCAUCAACGGCGGAACGUCCAACUUCAUUUCGUCGCUCAUCAAGGGUUUUGGAUUCACUGGAUUGAAUGCCACUCUAUUGCAGCUUCCAACAGGUGCUAUCGAGCUGGUCUGCGUUUUCGCAGCUGGUGUUAUCGCUCUUUGCACCAAAAAAAACGUCAGAACCAUAUUAUUGUUCGUCCUUUGCAUACCAACACUUGCAGGUCUUAUCGGUAUUCAUUUGAUUCCUCUUAAGCACAAGUGGGCCCUGGUCGGCUGCUGCUGGUUGUUGUACAUUAUUGGAGGCCCAGUUAUUAUGUGCUGGAUUUUACUAAACGUUACUGUUGCCGGAUCUUCCAAGAUCUCAACAGCCAAGAUAAUGUGGUUUUUGAUGUACACGGCGGGAAAUAUCACUGGGUCCAAGAUUUUCUACGCUAAGGAGGCCCCAAGAUACAUUACCGGUAUGAAGGGUCUCAUGGCGUCUUAUGCGGGCAUGAUGUUCCUGUGCAUUGUUUACUACUUUUUGAUGCUUUACAGAAACAAGUCCAGAGACAAGAAGUACGGUGUGUUGACUCCCGAGGCCGAACAACAAGGUAUUAUCGACGGUUUCAAGGACUUGACGGAUUUCGAGAACAAGAACUUCAGAUACACUUACUGA